AUAUUUAAAUUCACUUUUAACCGGUUUCAGAAAAAAUAUUUCGAAAUAAAUUGGAUAGAAAGAUGUCGGCCUCGAAAUAUCGUCAGGAGAUGCCCCCACCUGGCGGGUAUGGCAUGGUCGAUUGGGCGAAAAAGAUUCCCAGAAAAGGAAUGGGUGGGUAUGCCAUAUUUGGGGCCUUUUUUGCUGUCACCACAGCAGGCUGGGUUGGGUACUACUUUGAGAGGAAGAUCAAAAAUAAACAGAGGCUAGAAAUGAACGAUGCCAGACUGGCUGUAGCGCCGCUAUUUGUUGCUGAAGAGCAAAGAAUGUACCUAAAACGUCUGCGAGAGAAUAGGGACGAGGAGAAUGAACUGAUGAAAGACGUGCCGGGCUGGGAGACUGGAAAGUUCGAAGGUCAGCCGGUCUACCACAGCAGUCACGAGAGGUUCCCCUACGUGGAUAUGAAGGAGUAUUAUGCCCACUCAAAAUAUAGUGACAUGUUUGAUAGGGUCUACUUCAUGAGGAAGUUGUGAUAGUAAUGAUGGUGGUGAUGGUGCUGAUGAUAUGAUUGUGGUGGUGAUGAUUGUGAUGGUGAUUAUUGUGGUGGUGAUGAUUGUGAUGGUGAUGAUUGUGAUGGUGAUGAUAGUGAUAGUGAUGGUUUGGUGAGAAUGAUGAUUGUGAUAAUGAUGGGUGUGAUGAUGACGACGACGAUGAUGAUGAUGAUGGUAAUUUCGAUGGGACAAUGUUCGUGAAGUUGGUGGUGGUGGCGAUGAUGAUGAUGACGCUUAGAGUUAUUGUAGAAUCAAUGUAUUAUCUUUUGUAAUAAAUAACAAUAAUAAUAAAUAAUAAUAGUUUUAAUUAAAAUAAAAAUCUUACGUGUCUUACACGUAAUUAAUGAUGAUAAGACUGUCAAUUAGUUAAUUUAUUAAUUAGUUAAUUAAUUUACUAGCCAUGUUCUUAUCUGUUCUUUAUUUUCUAUGUACACCAAUUCGUAAUGCAAACUCGUUUGUGUAUUUGCGUGUGCACGUGCGCGCGUGUGUGAGUUUUUGGUUUGUAUGUUUGUUUGUUGGUUUGUAUGUUUGUUUGUAUGUAUGUAAUAUAUGUUUGUAUAUGUAUGUA
Helobdella robusta is the source of this 1098-nucleotide messenger RNA. RefSeq lists its product as hypothetical. The transcript is spliced from 6 exons. The coding region runs from base 63 to 512 and encodes 149 amino acids. The record is from RefSeq and is a predicted model, not a curated record. Lineage: Eukaryota; Metazoa; Annelida; Clitellata; Rhynchobdellida; Glossiphoniidae.